GAUACAUUCCUUCCUGGCAUGAUGCUAGGUGGCCAAAACCAGCUUAUCACUUCAUGGAGGAACUCAGAAGACCCUGCCCCAGGUGUGUUCUCUCUCGGACUUGAUCCUAAUAACACUCACCAGCUUCUUUUUCAGAAAACAGGACAAGCUUCUAAUAGCCAGAAUUUCAGCCGAGUCCUUAAGGUGGCUUCAUACUUCUACAACUUCAGUUAUGUUCCUCUCUGGAAUCUAGAUAAUUACUCGUAUGCCAUUGACGAUAGAACUACCAUUUCAAGAGGAAUCAUGGAUGUUUCAGGACAGUUUAAGCAACUAACAUGGUUUCAAGACAGAAGAGAAUGGGUUGCAUAUUGGGCUGAACCAGAGAAGUUCCCCUGUGAAGUCCCUAGUUAUUGUGGAUUCAAUGGCCUCUGUGCUAAUGAUUCAAAUUUACCAUGCAAGUGUUUGCUUGGUUUCCAACCCAGUUCCCAGAACCAGUGGAGAUCAAACGACUGGUCAGGUGGUUGUGUUAGACGAGCUACUCUGCAAUGCGGAAAAGGAGAUGGAUUUCUUAAAUUAACAAGCACCAAACUGCCUAUUUUUCAGACUGAUGUCCAGAAUUUAAGUCUAGCUCUAGAUGAUUGUAAAGCCAUGUGCCUUAAGAAUUGCUCUUGCACUGCUUAUGCUUCUGCGAAUGGGAAUGGCACUGGUUGUUUGCUGUGGUCCAAAGAUUUGUUGGGUCUUCAAGAAAAUUAUGAUGGUGGGCAAGACAUAUAUGUUCGUCUUGUGGCUUCUGAGUUAAAUCAAGUUCCUGAUCAUGGAAAGAAGAGUUCAGCUUUAGUAAUAAUAUUAGUGGUAACAGGAACCAUAGCUGUGCUUCUACCAGGUGCUGUCUGUUGCAAGUAUGGAAAAACAAUAGGGAAGAAGCUAAGAAACCAAGAUAUGAGUAGAGCUCUCUUGCUAUUUAAAGUCAGGAAGAAGCUAAGAAACCAGGAGAUGAGUAGUAAUCCAAAAUCAUCCAAGCUGUUUGCUGAUGCGAUGAUGCAUGGAGAAGACAAUAAGGGAUGUCCUCAAGUCAGUUUCACAGCAAUCGCAGCUGCCACGAAUAAUUUCUGUGACUCAAACAAGCUAGGGGAGGGUGGUUUUGGUCCUGUUUACAUGGGUAUGCUGGAGGGCUACACUGUAGCGAUAAAAAGGCUUGCAAAAAAUUCAGGACAAGGAAACAGGGAGUUCAAAAAUGAGAUCACACUAAUUGCAAAUCUCCAGCAUAAGAAUCUUGUUAGACUUCUUGGUUGUUGCAUUGAAAAAGAGGAGAAGAUCUUGAUAUACGAGUACCUGCCAAACAAAAGCUUGGAUACCUACAUCUUUGAUGCAAGUAGAAGAGCAGAACUGGACUGGCAAAAGCGUUUUCACACCAUUGAAGGCAUUGCACAAGGACUUCUUUAUCUUCACAAAUUCUCAAGGCUGAAAGUCAUACAUAGAGAUCUUAAGACUAGUAAUAUUCUUUUGGACAGUGAAAUGAAUCCCAAGAUAUCUGAUUUUGGUCUGGCUAGAAUUUUUGGACAGAAUGAGAACCAAGCAAACACAAGAAGGGUUGUAGGCACUUAUGGUUAUAUGGCACCUGAGUAUGCUAUGGAGGGACUUUUCUCAGUGAAAUCAGAUAUAUAUAGCUUUGGAGUUAUGCUUCUUGAGAUUGUUAGUGGCAAGAAGAACACUUGUUUUCAGCAUGCAAAUAAUACAGUGAAUCUCCUUGGAUAUGCUUGGGAGUUGUGGACAGAGGGAAGGAGUUUGGAGCUUGUUGACCCAAUUCUGGGAGAUUUAUAUCCUCCCCAGGAGGUCUCAAGAUGUAUUCAUGUUGCAUUAUUAUGUGUGCAAGAUCAUGCAGCAGACCGGCCAAAUAUAUCUGCAGUAAUCUCAAUGCUUCACAAUGAAACUUGUCUACCAUUCCCUAAACAACCUGCUUUCUAUAUUGCUAGAGAUGAAGGUCCAUCUUCUGACAAAGGGGACAUUUAUACUUUAAACAACGUUUCGUUUACAUCCAUGCAAGGUCGAUAGCAGUUUAAAAAAUAGUGUAGUCAAUGAAUUAAAAAAAAAAAAAAUCAUUGGCAGAGAAUCAAGUUUUGG
Dioscorea cayenensis subsp. rotundata (Guinea yam) is the source of this 2100-nucleotide messenger RNA. Its product is annotated as G-type lectin S-receptor-like serine/threonine-protein kinase B120. Bases 19 to 2031 code for a protein of 670 amino acids. Gene Ontology annotation, molecular function: ATP binding; protein kinase activity. The transcript has 7 exons. The record is from RefSeq and is a predicted model, not a curated record. Gene Ontology annotation, biological process: recognition of pollen; protein phosphorylation. NCBI's taxonomy places the organism in Eukaryota, Viridiplantae, Streptophyta, Magnoliopsida, Dioscoreales, Dioscoreaceae.